AUGUGUGAAGACGAGAAUGACAAUGAUCAAUGUACAUUAUAUAUAGCAAUACUUCAACCAACUCUUGCUAAAAUAUUAGAAAAAUUAGAAUUAACCACAACCACCACAUCACCAGCGUCUACUACUGGAACAGCUACACAUCAGAAUCACAUGGAUCUUGAUAAUUUUGCCACACAAGAAGAUACUGAUCAAAUUGAUUUGGAUGACAACGAAGAUGGUAAGAGUAUAGAGAUUGAAGAACCACAAGUGAUUAACAAUAAUGGUGAUAGAGAAGCCUUUUACGAGGUAAUGAACCAAAAUCUUAGCACAACUAAGCGUUUAGCAGCCACAACCACUGAUACGAGUAGUGUAGAGAAAGCUCUUUACUCAUUUCAACCGAAACAUAAAACAACUCAGGAAAAACAACAAAUAAAAUUGAGACAGAGUGCGGCCACAACAGGCACAAAUGGCUCACAAACAUCAGUUGCAAAGCGCCGUAGAACUCAUCCCACUCGACAAUGA
Messenger RNA from Didymodactylos carnosus, 501 nucleotides. NCBI's taxonomy places the organism in Eukaryota, Metazoa, Rotifera, Eurotatoria, Philodinida, Philodinidae. The record is from the annotation of a GenBank genome assembly.